AUGAGGCUUGUCUUGGUUAAACCUACCAAUGAAACGGGCCUUCUUGACUCCACCGGGGCUGCGCUCAGCGAAAGAGUGCCGGAUCAUUGCAACGCAAAGCGGCACUCCGCCACAGGUGAGGCAGGGAUGCAGCAUCGCUACUCGGGAGCCGUCCAUCAGCACCACCACCAACACCAUCACCUCCACGCGGAGCACAGGGGUGGCCCUAGACAGACCGCACACCCCUUGCCAAAACAGAGCCAAGAGAACCUGCCCAGCCCUUUCAGUCAGGAAGCAUCAGUCAAAAGCCAAGGGAGCAACCCAAGUCUCGCAGACUGUUCCAAACCCUCCCUAAGUCAGCAGCAGAGUGUUGGAGGGGCUGCCAAAACUGCGAAUUGCCAACAAGAUCACUGUUCGUGCAGCUGCGGAUUGCAAGAGCAUCAACAGCUGUUGCAGCAACAGCUGCAGCAUCACAACCCUCCACCUUCCCUCCAGCUACAGGUUCAGCAGCAGCGGCUGCUGAGGAGCAGCCUGCCCAACUGCUGCGUGAGGGGAUCCGCGGAGCUGAGAAGCCAGCAGCCGUCUUUGCUGCAGCAGCACCACCGUGACAAAGACAGCCUGAGAUCAGGCGAGCAGCGGAAUCUAGCGUGGACGCCUGAUAGAUGCCAGGGAGCCAGAAACUCCGCUUCGCCGCGGAGUAAAAGCAGCCCGCUGUCCUCUGACAGUCGCCCGUGGCUCGAGGAGAAUAAACACAGACACGAAGGCUGUAAGGUGAAUGCGGAUGCCAACAGGCUGAGCCAUGCUGGAUCGCGGCCUUCCCUGUCCCACGGCGGCCCACAGUAUCCUCAGAUAGCCAUGAACAGCUGCAAGUACAAUGGGGGCAUAGUCAGACCACUCGGCAGUCUGGGGGCGUCCCGGAGGAACCUAGCAGAGCUGGACUCUGAGACACAGCCUUUGCAGACCCUGCACUCUUCCGGCCUGGAGGUGGUGGUCUCCAAAGGGAAUGGGGAAGACCCUAGUAAGCAGUCCAGCGAGAACCUUGUGAGGCAAAGACCAUACAGCACUCCGCACAAGAAGAACAAGGACAUUGGCUAUAAGCUCGGGCACCGGAGGGCGACACUCUUUAUGGUUGACAAUGGAGCAGACGACUGGCGGAUAGCCAUGACGUAUGAGCGUAUCCUGUUCAUCGUUUUGGAGCUGCUGGUGUGUGCCAUCCACCCCAUUCCAGGUCAGUACGUCUUCACCUGGACUGCCCGCCUGGCCUUCACCUACACCCCGUCUGUGGCAGAUGCAGACGUGGACAUCAUCCUCUCCAUCCCCAUGUUCCUGCGGCUGUAUCUGAUUGGCCGGGUCAUGCUCCUGCACAGUAAGCUCUUUACGGACGCCUCGUCACGCAGUAUCGGAGCCCUCAAUAAGAUCAACUUUAACACACGCUUUGUCAUGAAGACUUUGAUGACUAUCUGCCCAGGCACAGUCCUGCUGGUUUUCAGCAUAUCAUCAUGGAUCAUUGCUGCCUGGACUGUGCAUGUCUGUGAGAGAUACCAUGAUAAAGUGGAAGUCACCAGUAACUUCUUGGGAGCCAUGUGGCUGAUCUCCAUAACCUUCCUGUCUAUUGGUUAUGGAGACAUGGUGCCUAACACAUACUGUGGGAAGGGAGUGUGUCUCCUUACUGGAAUCAUGGGGGCCGGUUGCACUGCCCUAGUGGUGGCUGUCGUAGCCAGGAAGCUAGAGCUCACCAAGGCUGAAAAGCAUGUCCAUAACUUUAUGAUGGACACUCAACUCUGCAAAAGAGUGAAAAACACGGCUGCUAAUGUACUCAGGGAAACAUGGCUAAUCUACAAACACACAAAGCUUGUGAAGAAGGUUGACCAUGCCAAGGUCCGGAAACAUCAGCGCAAGUUUCUGCAGGCCAUUCACCACAAAUCGGCCUGUGUUGUGGAGAAGGUAACAACUGCAUCUGGAGUGCAGGGAACUAUGGAGGUCUGG
Molecule: messenger RNA, 1965 nt
Organism: Sinocyclocheilus rhinocerous
Lineage: Eukaryota; Metazoa; Chordata; Actinopteri; Cypriniformes; Cyprinidae
Product: small conductance calcium-activated potassium channel protein 2-like
Exons: 7
Biological process (GO): potassium ion transport
Cellular component (GO): membrane
Molecular function (GO): calmodulin binding; small conductance calcium-activated potassium channel activity
Source: RefSeq, a predicted model, not a curated record